This is a messenger RNA of Anopheles darlingi, 2095 nucleotides long. RefSeq lists its product as uncharacterized. Gene Ontology annotation, molecular function: serine hydrolase activity. The transcript is spliced from 5 exons. The record is from RefSeq and is a predicted model, not a curated record. The coding region runs from base 774 to 1640 and encodes 288 amino acids. NCBI's taxonomy places the organism in Eukaryota, Metazoa, Arthropoda, Insecta, Diptera, Culicidae.
GAGCUUCUUGCGCGGCUGCAAUCUAGUAGCCGCAGAUAUUCGCCAAUCAGUGCGCUGCCCUUUGGACUUUGGAUCGAGCGGGGUUCUGCUCUUUGCGAUUAACAGGCUGGGUGUUGAACAUUCGUCACGUCGCCCCACGUUCGCCGUCGCGAGUUUCUAUUGUGUGUGAGAGUGCGUGCGUGUCUCGGUUCGAAAUUAGCGAACUCCCCGCCCCACCCAUCGUAGUGCAUCUAAUCGCGCUCUGUGAGCGCCGCCAGCCGUGCAGGCCAAGGCGCUGACCUUCGGAGUGGCUCUUAUGGCGUGAAAUGCGUUCUCUAGUUUCCGUUCUGAGGUGGCUAAUCGAAUAUUAAAACACGGUGGCCGUGGAAGAAUAUGAUGAACAGAACCAAACCCCAUCGACGCGGGGGGACAGGUUUAUUAGCAUAAUUGAGACUUAUGCUAAACGAAGCUCUACAAUGUGGCAACCUAAUACAAAACACACGCACACUGGAGUGGGUUAUCAGAGGAACGGAAUGAUUGACACUAGCCAGUGUUGAUUUUAAGGACAUUCGCAGGACUGCCACACCGUUGACGGCGGCGGCGACGGCGCAAAACUCAUCUGCGUUGUGUUUGGCUAAGGAAAAAAAGGGUGCAAACGUCAAGAGUCCUCCAGCAGCGCUUAGCACGCUGAACGUUUGUGAUAAGCUAGAAAGCCUCAGCGGGUCGAAGGGAGCAAGGCUGGUCAAAUAGCGGAGGAGGGGUGAGAGUAGCUCUGUGCCCCGAAGGUGCGCACGAUGGUGACGCCGGUGCGUACGCUGGUGGUCCAGGAGAUCAACCGCUGCAUCCAGAUGAUCACCGACAAACCGAACCGGGGCGCGGUAAAGGAUCCCCAGACGCUGCGGCUGAAGGAGCAACCGGAGAAACCGGUCGUGCUGAUCAUUUCGUGGCUGAAUGCGCGCCAAAAACAUCUGCUCAAGUAUGCCGAGCUGUACGUCGACCAGGGUUUCGACGUGUUUGUCACGCAGAUCACGCCCUGGCAGCUGCUGUGGCCGGUUAAGGGAACGCAGCUGGUGGCCGCAGAUAUUGUGAAGUUUUUGAAAAAUAACGAUUUCAAGAAUGGCCUCAUCCUGCACGGUUUCUCCGUCGCCGGUUAUCUGUGGGGUGAGUGUCUGGUGCAUAUUGCACGCGACCUGCCCAACUACCAGGUGGUGCUGGAUCGUGUGACGGGCCAGAUUUGGGAUAGUGCGGCCGAUAUUACGGAAAUCUCCGUCGGCGUACCGACGGCGCUGUUUCCCAAGAACCCAACCCUUCAGAAUGCGUUGCGCAAGUAUAUGCUGUACCAUAUGAAGGCUUUCCAUGAACCGGCCACUUCACACUACAUCCGCUCGAGCCAGAUGUUCCACACCAAUCUGUUGCGCUGUCCCGCUCUGUUUUUGGUCUCGAAAACCGAUCCCGUCGGUACGGUGGAGGCGAACACGCGCGUAAAGGAUAGUUGGGAGCAGAGUGGCGUCAAGACCACCUUCCACUGCUGGGACCGUUCACCACACGUUGGCCACUUCCGAAAGCACCGGGAUGAGUACAUCGAUGUGUUGUUCCACCAUCUGCGGCAGCUGAACCUGCCCGCCAUCAAGCAGGAUGCGUUGCUACGGGCGAAGCUGUAAGCGACGGCCAACUGUGAUACUUAUGGCGAUGCCGCUGAACAGAGCAUGCCUGGAAGCUCUCUGCAUAAAGGCCUUGGUUAAAAGCGAUGGAUAGCGAAGCGAAAGGAAACAAGAAGUAGCGGCACAACAGGCAAAACGAACACGAAACAAGGCCGAAGCCUUAAUUACUUUACCGGUUUUCGGCUCUCCCAUUUCUUCGGUUUUGAGACAGUUUUGUGCAUUACGAAUGAUUAGUUUCGGCUCUCCCAUUUCUCCGUUUUUGAGAUAGUUUUGUGCAUUACGAAUGAUAUUCUUAUCAUUUUACCUUUUAAUGCAACCGUAGCUCACCACCGGUUUAAAGGCAGAUCCAUUAUUUCUAGCACCAUCCUUUCCCUGAUUUACCUUGCGGAUUGUUAUAGUAAUACAAUCCACUCAAUCGUGUUUUUUUUUAAAUGAACCACAUCAUCUAACUGUAA